Rattus rattus (black rat) is the source of this 2523-nucleotide messenger RNA. It is a transcript of the gene Fbxo43, whose product is annotated as F-box protein 43. The record is from RefSeq and is a predicted model, not a curated record. The transcript is spliced from 5 exons. Gene Ontology annotation, cellular component: nucleus. Gene Ontology annotation, biological process: negative regulation of meiotic nuclear division; regulation of mitotic nuclear division. Lineage: Eukaryota; Metazoa; Chordata; Mammalia; Rodentia; Muridae. Gene Ontology annotation, molecular function: zinc ion binding. Bases 288 to 2276 code for a protein of 662 amino acids.
CGCGGGGCGGAGAGAUUCCGAGCGACUUGACCUUCCCUGCACGCCGCCGCUGCCCUUCCAGUAGCAGUCGGGGCGCUGCUGGGGGCUCCGUUCAUUAUUGAGGUUUUUCUCUUAAGUGGUGGUUCCUUGGCAUGGACUUUAAAGGCAAAGAUGACAGAUUUUGUUAUUUGGAAGCCUAUCUUACUUUGACAUGUCUUAAGAACUCAAGGUUGACUGGUGCUGCUUGGAUGCACAUCACAAAGGAGGAAUAAACUUGUGUCUACUUUGUAAAAACAGAGAGCUUGAAGAUGCCCCAAAAGCACUCAGCCAGCCACAGAGCAGGAAGCAACAUGGGGUCCUCUGCUGUCACAGUCAGGUGUCCCAGCCUUCCAGACUUCGGCCCCACAUCCUCCUUUAAGCAUAGGGGCCCUCACGAGCUGUCAGAGUCUUGCAGCUUUAGUAAGAAAGAAAAAGACCCAAUGCUAACCUGUGAGCAUCUGGAAACUCCACGUCUAGGUUUCCCUAAUCCUGCAGUAUCUCCCAGUCCAAGAAAGAAGUCUGUGUCCCUAAGGAAGGAAAGGGAGAAAAGCCCAGAACUUUGCGAGACUCCUAAACUCAGAAGGAAAAAAUGCACACUACGCAGGCGGCUAGACUUGACUUUGACUCUUCUGAAGGGGGAUUCUGAUUCACAAAGCAGUUCUCUGGAAAGUAAUAUAAGCCACAGUCUUAGCCUAGAAAAACGUUUGCGAGACAGCACUUCAGGUUUCCCAAAGGACGACAACUUUAGCCCAUUGGUCACCAGCACAGUAAAAACCGAGGAUGCGAUUUCCAGCAGUCAGAACUCAAGGCUACAUUUUUCUCAGCACAAGACUUCCACCAUUGAUGAUUCCAAAGACGACUGUGGCUUAUUUGAAGUGGAAUGUCUGUCUCCAAUAGAAGGCAAUGAUUUUAAAGAUUCUGUCACACACUUUAGUGACAGUGGUUUAAGUGCUAGUGAUGAGAAUACAUGUCCUGAACUUCUGGGCUCAUCUGGUAGUCAAACAACCUAUGGCGCAGACGUGACCACAUCUGUCACUCCGGUAAGUAGUCUCAUAGCAAAAAUCAAAUUUCAUGGAAGCCAAACCCUUGCUUCUUCGGCGGAAGUGAGAGACAGUCUGUCAACACCUGAAGACAGUGGCUUUUGCUCACUUAGCUGGGACAAGUCCGAAGACUUCCUCUCUGACCAAGAGGGCUCUUUCCAAGAACUUCAAAAACAUAGGGGGACCCCCACAGUUGGGGACCUGGUAAGACAACCAAAGCAUCCUGGGAGGUUGAGAAGGCUGCCCACUCUCCAGGAGCAAGGCUCCCAGUCAGAGACUGACGAUGAAAUGCAGGUGGCCCAUCCCAGCGCUGGAGUGAGAGUGGGCACUGCUUCGGGUGUCUUGGAGAGUCAGCAGGGCUCUGAGGAGAAGAGUGGGGAUUUGACUUUAAGCUUUAAGGACCUGUCAAAUACUCCAGCCUUGCAGUUGGUGUGUGAGCUCUUUAUGAAAAGCAAGAGGAAGAGGUUCGAGCAGGCAGAUGACCAGGAGUUCUCCGAGGAGAGGGAGGAGGGGAAAAUCGCCAGGCUGCAGCACGUUCUCGCAGGACUGAUUGGCAAGAAGAUGGGCAUAGAACGGCUGGACAUCCUGACAGAAUUGCAGUAUAGAAACUUGAAGCAUAUCCUAGCUAUGGUUUUAGAUUCCUUGACUGCAGAGAGUUUAUACAGUGCUUGGAAUGUCAGCAGAAACUGGCGUGGAAUUGUGGCUCAGGAUAAAAGGGCAAACAGGAGGAGGAAGCUUUUCAUCGCACAGCUGAAAGCCAAGGCUCAGGGGGCUGCUGUGUUACGUGUCCAGGAUGCUGCCACUCGGCUCCGGCUUCUGAGUCGCUUGGCCUUAAGAUCAGUGCAGGCCCAGGCACCCAAUGGUCAGAACGAGCAGGCACCAGCUCAGUCCCCUUGGGGGGAAGUUCUGACACCGGUAGCAAGCAGUUCCCUCACCCACCUAAGGAGUAAACAGGAGCAGUAUUUGAAGGUUGCCAGGACACUGUUUACUGACGAAGCCUUAAAGCCGUGCCCGAGGUGCCAAUCCCCUGCUAAGUAUCAGCCGCAUAAGAAAAGGGGGCUGUGCAGCCGCCUGGCCUGCGGCUUUGACUUUUGUGUGUUGUGUCUGUGUGCUUAUCAUGGGUCUGAAGACUGUAGAAGAGGGUCAGCAAAGGGGAGAGGUAGCAGAGACGUACUCCCAGGGAGUGCACAAAGCAAGCGGAACUUAAAACGCCUCUGAAGAGACUAAGGAACCACUCCCGCGCUGGCCCGUGUUCUGUCUGACUUAAAAUUAUGACUAUUUUGAACACAUGCAAAUCUUCCCAUUGAUAACAGAUGGUGAUUUAUUUCCUACUUUGUAUAUGUUAUAUUGCACACCAUUGUAUAUUUUCUUUAAAGUGAUGAGUUUUGAAAGAAUUUUAUUUUACCUUGUCAUAUCCCCAUUUUAAUAUUUUGAUGUUUUAAAUAAAGACAUUUUAAGAUUGUUA